Messenger RNA from Gigantopelta aegis, 4564 nucleotides. Its product is annotated as leukotriene A-4 hydrolase-like. The transcript is spliced from 16 exons. NCBI's taxonomy places the organism in Eukaryota, Metazoa, Mollusca, Gastropoda, Neomphalida, Peltospiridae. Gene Ontology annotation, cellular component: cytosol. The coding region runs from base 8 to 1849 and encodes 613 amino acids. Gene Ontology annotation, biological process: proteolysis; peptide catabolic process. The record is from RefSeq and is a predicted model, not a curated record. Gene Ontology annotation, molecular function: metallopeptidase activity; epoxide hydrolase activity; zinc ion binding.
UUGACAGAUGGCGGCUCUCGGUCCCGUAGAUCCCAGUUCGUUUUCCGAACCAGAACGAUGCGUUGUUACCAAGUUACACGUGGAUUUAGAAAUUGACUUUGCAAAACAUGUUUUGGUUGGAAGUGUAGAUAUAACUUUAGAGAAGAAGAGCGAAGAUGUUAAAACAGUUAUUUUGGACACCCGAGAUCUGACCAUUUCUCGUAUUGUAGACCGGGCUACCAUUUCAGUGCUUCCUUUUACACUUGGAGAACCUACAGGACCCUUCGGCUCAAAGCUUGAAAUAACCUUGCCAACUUCUUCAGACAAACAAGUGACCAUCAGUAUUGAAUACAGCACAUCUGAAACAAGUACAGCUCUUCAGUGGCUCAGACCAGAGCAGACGGCAGGAAAGAGACAGCCAUAUUUGUUUAGUCAGUGUCAGGCUAUUCAUGCCAGAAGUCUGGUACCAUGUCAAGACACUCCAUAUGUCAAGUUUCCAUACACCGCCAAGGUGACUGCUCCAGAGGAAGUAACCGUGUUAAUGAGCGCCUUGAGGAAAGAUCCCGUCCGACAUCCUAAUAAACGCACGACCACCCAUGAGUUUGAACAGAAGAUUCCCAUUCCCAGCUAUCUGAUAGCUAUCGUGGCUGGUGACAUAGAGAGCAGAGAUAUUGGUCCACGGUCCAAGGUUUGGUCUGAAAAGGAAUUAGUGGAUAUGGCUGCUUAUGAAUUUGCUGAGACAGAACAGAUGCUGCAGACUGCUGAGGCGAUGCUGGGGCCGUAUGUCUGGGGUCACUAUGACCUGCUGGUACUGCCGCCAUCUUUCCCAUACGGUGGAAUGGAAAACCCAUGCUUGACAUUUGUCACACCAACUUUAUUGGCUAAAGAUCGAUCCCUGGCUAACGUUGUAGCUCACGAGAUUUCACACAGUUGGACUGGAAACCUCGUCACCAACAACUCCUGUGAACACUUCUGGUUGAAUGAAGGUCAUACAGUGUUUGUUGAAAGGAAGAUAGCAUCCAGGCUCCACGGAGGGGAACAGAUGAGACACUUCAUGGCUUCUGAAGGAUGGGAUGCGCUACAGAAUGCGGUGAACACUUUGGAGAAUCCACUAUACACGAAGCUGAUUCCCGAUCUGAAAGGGGUGGACCCUGAUGAUGCAUUCUCCAUCGUUCCCUACGAGAAGGGAUUUGCCUUGCUCUUCUACCUAGAAACCCUUGUUGGAGGUCCAGAUGUGUUUGAAAAGUUUCUGAAGGCCUACAUUGACACUUUCAAAUACAAGUCGAUCAACUCCAAAACGUGGAAGAAUUUUCUCUUUCUUCAUUUCAGUGAUACGGAAACACAGAAAGUCCUAAAUGAUGUGGACUGGGAUGCGUGGUUCUUUGGUGUCGGUAUGCCUCCGGUUAAACCAGACUAUGACACCUCUCUGCGAGAUCCGUGCACUAAUAUGUGUAAUAUGUGGGUUGAAGCCAGUGAGGCCGACAUGUCUCAGUUCGGCAAACACGAUCUACAUGACUUCUCUUCCAUUCAAGAGCGAGAGUUCAUCAACCUGCUCAUCCAAAAGCCUCCAUUGCCUGUGUUCAAGCUGGAGAAGAUGAAUGAACUGUAUCAGUUUGGUGUUGUUAUAAACUCGGAGAUCAGAUUCAGGUGGAUUCGACUGGGUAUACGAGCCCAGUGGCCUAAAAUCAUUCCACUAGCGUUGGCGUUUGUUAGCGAACAAGGAAGAAUGAAAUUUGUCAGACCUAUCUACACAGAUCUGUACAAGUGGGAGGCCGCCCGACAGAAGGCCAUCGAUAAUUACAUGGAACACAAGGAUGAGAUGCACAAUACCACAGCAUCCCUUGUCGCCAAGGACCUCAAGCUUAUGUAAUCCGCCAUAAUCAACAUCAUUUCACUCGUCUCUCUGAUCUACGUCAUGUACCAGUGAGACAUCAGAAGUGAUUUAAUAUCCAAACACCUUCAAUAAACUUUGUCAAAAUGGUAGCCUUUGUUUACCUUACUUCUAGGGCUAGCUCUGUUAUUUGCAAAUUUUAAGUACAAUUGGCGAAUUAUUUAUUAAUUUUUGUUUUUUUAAAAAGGUAUGAUAAUUGACAUUUUACUCAAAAAUAGCCUUGAAUUCUUUUCAUAGUAUUCUGGAGCCAGUUUCACAAACCAUUGUAAUGUGACUAGCAGUUGUACAUUUUGUACGUUUACACGUGUUGGGUAUCUACACAUUUAUUUCACGCAGACAAUUGCAUCACUAAGGAAGAUAGAGCAUUGUAGGGACGAAGAAAAAAUAUCAAUCGGCCAUUUGACUCGUGAACGAGGAAGAAUGAAAUUUAUCAAAUUUGAAAGUUGCAGCACGACUGUCUUGAGCAUUUUCUCCAAAACUCCCCAGUGGAUUUGUCCAAAAUAGAGAAGAAAAAUAUAUACUUCAAACUACAGGUAUACAUGUAUUGCUUGUACUGUUAGUAGUAAAACUAAUAGUGGUUUUGUCAUAGAUUUAUGUUUUACGUAAAAAAAACUAGGUUUACCAUGUUUUGUGAAAUCAGUCCCUGGUUUCCAAAUAUCUUUUAGUGAAUAAUUGACUACACUGGAGUGCAGUAUUAAAUCAGGUAUUUUCAUUCCGUCCAGUUGAUAUGGCUCAGUUACCGCAGUAAUUAUGCCUCAUGAAUCUUAGAAUUAUAGGUGUGAUAUUUAAUUUUCUUAUUCCUGGGAGUCCAAAAUUUGCAAUUUUAUUUUGCAAGUGAGUUUUAUUAUAAGUAUUACAAAAUCAGAAUCUUGGUGUUAUUUAAUUGUGGUAUUGUCAUUUACCCAGUUUAUAUCAGUAUAACCAGAUUUAUGUCCAGUUUAUGCUGACCUUUACCGUAUGAUAGUAUAUUGUAUCGCAGCACCUAGUCCGAUUUUAAAACUGUUUAGGGGUUAUUCCAAAAGUGACCUGGAGUCAAAGGUCUGAGACAACUAACUAAUGUAUUUUAAAAAGUUGAUUUAAUUGAUUUAUUUUUACAUGAUGGGUAUACAGACCCACAAUACACAAGUUUUUAUGUUUAAAUGAGAUGGAGUUGGGGGGGGUUAUGGAUAGUGAUAUUAUAUUCAAAUGUAUUUGAAGAUAGGUGUUUUGUGAGAAUGGUGGGUGUUCUAAUUCUAAUCUUGUGCGUAAUAGUUUUAUUCAAAACAAUUACCACUCCAACCCCUCGGAUGUGAUGUUUUUGUUAAUUCACAGAUCUGGUUAUAUUUGUCGCCCUAGAUUUAUCGAUUAUCCCUCAUCAGUAUAGUUGCUGGAACUAUCUAAUCCAUAUAUUUCGUGUUCACAUGGACCCCACCAGUAGUUCAAGCCUUUUUGAUUUUACACAUGAUACUUUUGUCUCGGAAUACAUUGAUAUGAUUAUUAUGACUCCCUCAUAUGAUAACAAAAAAGAAAUAAUGAUAUUGUGGUAUAAAAGUAUUUUAUGUUAUUCAGUGUCAUCAUUGUAGUCAGAAUUAUAAGUUUUUUCACCUCAUUUUACACCGAUGACUCUUGCUUUCUGCACUUGGUCAGCUUGGGAUCCAUGCAGAUCGCAGUUGAAAAUUUUAUAUAUAGAUCCUAUGGCUGUACCAAAUCAAAUAAUCUUUGGUCUUGGUGUUGGCAUGUCUGGAGGUGACAUGUACUUAGAAAGAGAAAAAUAACUAGCUGAUCAAAAAAUAUCACAAAACAUAUACCCUGGGGUCUGUAUGGACCCUUGAUGUACUGUAACUACUGUUGAUAGUUAAACAUGAAUUACAAGUGAUGGACGUUGAAUUUGUGCAAAUAUCUAUAUCAGGUUUUAUGUUCUAAAAUAUCAUUCCAGAAUGUAAAGAUUGUUCUUCAGAAAAAAACAAAACAAAAAAACCCACAUCACUGACUUGUGAAAAUCAUAAACUUGGACUCUUUGUGUUCCAUGAUUUGUUAGUAUCUAUAUAAUUUAUUUAGCUAUAAAAGUAUUCUAAUUUUGUGAUGUAUGUUAGUUAACAGACUUUUUAGUACAUGUAUUUGAAAAGAAAUUAAUAUAUCGGUGGUGGAAAAUAAAAGACUAAUUUCACUAACAUAAUUAUUAUAUUCUCUGUAGUCAAAAGUGUGAGCAUAUCUUGCAUAAUUAUUCAAACUUGCAAAAUAAAUGAUGCUAUUCAUAAUUUUUUUUUUUAUAUCAUGCAUGCUUUGAACAUUUAUUAUAUUUAAUCAGACAUCUUUGUAGGAUUUUAUGGUUUAGUAAACUUAAUGUGAUACAUCAUGUGAAAUUAGGAUAUACAUUUAUGUAGAUGAUUUUACAAUACUUUAUAAAUGGUAACUUAUGCUUACCAACAUUCUGAGUAUAUAAUUAGUAAAAAAACAAAGUGUUCUGGAUGUUGUAGUUUAGACUGAAUUAUUAUUGUUAAAUUUUAGAGUAGUUUUUGUUUUUAUUUUUGUUACAUACUCUCUUAUGUUUUAAGUAUAAUACACCAGAAUAAAUACUUAGAAAAUAUCAAAAUGUUGGAAAUAGCCUAAGACCAGUAUACACAUUGUUUUAUAACGUACUAGAUGUGUUUUUGAUGCUGUGGUUUGAUAAAUAUUCAUCAUUCAUUAUUUCUACGCAAUAAAGCUCCCAGUUUA